Molecule: messenger RNA, 243 nt
Organism: Dicrocoelium dendriticum
Lineage: Eukaryota; Metazoa; Platyhelminthes; Trematoda; Plagiorchiida; Dicrocoeliidae
Source: the annotation of a GenBank genome assembly
AUGAUUGAGCAUGAUGCUUCGGUAUAUUUUGAUAUGGCCCUCGGGUUCAGUCUCGCGCCGAGGAGAACAUACACUUCUUCUUCUUGUGUGAGCUAUUAUGGAUUACUUGAAUUAUCUGCUUUGCAGACCUUAUGGGGUAAAAGUAGUUUCAUUCCGUUUAUUGAAACCAGCAAAGUACUACUUAAUGUGCAUAGCCGAUCCAAGACCAUAACGAGUUACCUGGACAACCUGAUGUUGUAUCCA